AUGGUCUUGCCUGCACGACUAGCAACGCCCUGUGCGCAUAUUGAUGUAUGGAUUGAGUCGGCGACAUCGUCCACACCUGCACCACAGCCUGCUCUUCCGUCGCAAGAGUCGUCACAUAUGCCUAUGAUGGCCUCGCCCCCCUCUCGCACGGGAUCACCUUCGAUGGGCCCCCAAAGCGAUGGCGGGUUUAGCGCUGCGAGCCUACUGGAUCCUGAUGCAUGGCUAGAGGGGGUAGCCUCGCCGCCUUCGAGCCCUGUUGCUGUGCCUAGUCGUUCGUCUUCGGACGUUCGGCCCCACGAGAUGUAUAUUCAUUGCCGCACAACGUCCCAUGCGGACACGGCGAUUGAGGCGAUGGCCGGGUGUACAGCCGCAUGUAUUUCGAUGUGUGAUGCCGUGCAUACAGCUACAGGCGCGUAUCCUACCAUUGAGCAGGUCCAAAUCCUGCCAUGA
This is a messenger RNA of Malassezia pachydermatis, 450 nucleotides long. RefSeq lists its product as hypothetical. The transcript has a single exon. The coding region runs from base 1 to 450 and encodes 149 amino acids. The record is from RefSeq and is a predicted model, not a curated record. Lineage: Eukaryota; Fungi; Basidiomycota; Malasseziomycetes; Malasseziales; Malasseziaceae.